AUCCGUUGUCAAGGUCGUGUAGACAAGCUUGACCUUGAAUCAGCGCGGACAAUUUGGAAGACGAUUACUUUUUCAAUUACUUUUUCACCAAUCCCAAGGAUGAUUAUCUUAAUGGAUUAUCACUCAUGUUCCUGACAGGAUACCUGUCAACCACAAAUAAUCUGGUUACCUGCAAUGGAUAAUGGAGUGUUUUAUGAUCCAAAACAAAAUAUAGAACGUAUUUUCGAAGUCGAAAAGCUUUUUGGUUUCCCGUCUAAUAAACUAGUAACUUCAAAUCGCGUGUUAGUUGGGGAAGGUGUUUUGACAAAGAUAUGUAGAAGAAGGCCGAAACUAAGGCACUUUUUCCUAUUUAGUGAUGUGUUAAUCUAUGGAAGGAUUGUAGUAAAUAGGAAAGUUCUUCGUAACCCUCAGUUCAUAGACCUCGCUGACUCCUGUGUUAAGAAUGUUGUGGACAAUGGGAUCUACCGGAAUGGAUUUUCAAUUCUCAGUCCAAGAAAGUCAUUCACGGUUUAUGCAAGCACUUCUGAAGAGAAAACGCAAUGGGUGAUUCAUCUGAAGAAAUGUAUUUCAAGCUCUGCUUCUUCUGGUAUGCAAUACGAUUCAGUUAAAAAAUCUCCAAUAUGGAUUCCAGACUCAGAAGCAUCUCACUGUAUGGUAUGUGGUACUACUGAAUUCAAUCUUGUUCAUCGAAGACAUCAUUGUCGACAUUGUGGCAAAGUUGUUUGUGAUAAAUGUUCUACUUAUCGUUGGAUACUUCCCUAUCAAGGUUCAUCACGUGUACGUGUUUGUUCAGAAUGUCAUACUGAUUUAUCGACUGAGAAAAACAACUCACUCAUUCGUAAUAAUCAACAACAAUAUCAGUGCGAAAAAGAGAAUAGUCUAUCUAGUGUUACUACUUGUGUGACUAAUAAUAAAGUCGGUGUCACCAAUGAAACGACUGACAAUUUUAUAAUUACACCAACCUAUCUUGGUGAUGUAAAUAUGAUUAAUGAUGAAUUGAAUACUGAAAGUGAUACAGAUUCAGAUACCACUGAGCACCAAUCCCAGCCUUGUAUUGUGCUUGUACACUGAAUCAAACUGAUUGGUAACUUCAUAUAGUACCCAUCUAUAUUUUGUCUUCAUGAGCGUAAGCGUUUGCCAAUGGUAUUUCGACCUUCCAGAUUUUUAUCACCUAUCAGUUGAAAUCAUGAUACAAAGUCUUAACCAAGUAACAAAAAUUUUCUUUGUUAUUUAUUCAUAAAUUACCUUCAUGGUUAUGAUAACUAAUCAUAGUUAAUCCAAUUAAUCAUUUCUUAUUAUGAAAUAACACUCAUGGAGUAGAUACGUUACGUAAUAAUUGUAUAAUGACAUAUCGAUUAUAAACUGACAUUAAUUAUUUGGAAGAAAGAGGAUUAAUACUAAUCAAAGUAAUUAUUCGAAAAUCAAGCUGUUGCUACGUUGCGUAAUAUAUAAAAAGAGAAGAAAGAACUAAUAACAUAUUUUGAUGAAUGGUCAGUAAUAUAGUAGUUAUGUAAGAAUCAAGAGACAAAUGUAGAGAAUAAGUAAAAUACACAAAUGGAAAGAAUAAGAUAAUUGUUUACCGAAAUUCUGCUACAAACUCCGCUAUACCGAUGGCCAAGGUAGUGAGAGUGGUUGUACAAACUUCUUUUGGAUACAAAGGUUCGGUUUGUGAAUAUGACUUGCGAUGGCUUCAGCUAUGUGCAAUAGACGAGCUCGUAAACCAUGUGGCUAAUUUGAUGGAAUAUGGUAGAUAACCUUAAAAGCAGUAUUCAGUUCAAAUUGAUAACCUGUGUCCACCAAGUGAGCGAGAAUGGAACUCUUAAUCACUAUUACCUGUCAUUUGCUCAACCACGACCGAUGAUGUUCUGUUAUUCGUUGAUGAACUUGCCGAAUUGUACGCCCUAUAUAAAUGGUUUCAUAGGAGCAGUUGAAUGGUAAAUACACAUAAAUGUGGCGAAUUUAGGCAAUCUGUCUUUAUUAACCGUUCUUAUUGUGUGGCGGUUGUAGAAGACGGUACUCAGUCGAGCUGCAUUAAAUGUUUUCUAUACUGCCUUUCUUAAUCUCUGUGUCACGAUUUCUUCUGUAGCAUCAUUUAAGAAUUGUAACUUUAGGAACAAUAGCUUUUUCAGAACUACUACUACUAUAUUACUGACCAUUCAUCAAAAUAUUUUGUUAGUUCUUUCUUCUGUUUUAUAUAUUAUGCAACGUAACAACAGGAUUAGUAUCAAUCCUCUUUCUUCCAAAUAAUUUCUGAUUAUGUUAACAAUUCCAUUUUAUAGUUGAAAGUGUGAGUCAAUUGAAGCUAGACCAC
Schistosoma rodhaini is the source of this 2311-nucleotide messenger RNA. The record is from the annotation of a GenBank genome assembly. NCBI's taxonomy places the organism in Eukaryota, Metazoa, Platyhelminthes, Trematoda, Strigeidida, Schistosomatidae.